Closterium sp. Naga37s-1 is the source of this 1614-nucleotide messenger RNA. The record is from the annotation of a GenBank genome assembly. NCBI's taxonomy places the organism in Eukaryota, Viridiplantae, Streptophyta, Zygnematophyceae, Desmidiales, Closteriaceae.
AUGACAGCCACGACGGAGGUCGACGCGCGCCCGACGGACGCGGUCGAGUCGACGGCGACGGAGGGCGCGCGGCCGCUGCGCAAGUUCAAGCUGCGCGAGGUGCGCGACAUGUGCGACGGCUUCUCGUCCAAGUGCCCCGUGCUGGGCGAGGGCUCCUUCGGCAUGGUGUAUCGCGGCAGCGCGGAGCUCGACGGGCGCGCGGUCGACGUGGCGGUGAAGCGGCUCAGCGCGGAGAGCCAGCAGGGCGUCGACGAGUGGCUGGUGCGUGCCGUGCGGGGGUGUCUGCAGUGGGUGGGGGUGCUUGCUGCUGCCUGCGGCCGUGCCUUUGCGUUGCCAGCGGGGUGCACCCCGCAUCCAUCCAUAUCCUCUCCUCGCACCUCUGGCUCACUCCCUCCCACCCCCUCCCACCCCCUCGCACCCCCUUCCCCUCACCUCCCUUCCCCUCCCCAUUUUCACCCCCCUCUCUCUUCCCUUCCCCACCUCGUGCACCGCUGGGUGCCCGGCGCUGAGCAGGCGGAGGCGGAGGUGCUGAUUUUGGAUCGGCUGCAGCAUGCGAAUCUGGUGGAGCUGGUGGGGUAUUGCAAGGAGAAGGGCGAGUGCCUGCUCGUCUACCACUACUACGCCAACGACAGCGUUGAAUCCGCCCUCUUCAACCGCAAGCGCGCGGGGCAGGAGCCAUUCUCGUGGGAGCGGCGGGUGAGCGUGGCGUGGCAGGCGGCGGAGGCGCUGGCGUAUCUGCACGCCAAUGAUGUCAUCCACCGCGACUUCAAGCCUUCGAAUGUUCUGCUUGAUGCGGACUGGACGGCGAAGCUGAGCGACUUUGGGAUGUGCAAGGAGCAGGAGGCGGGCAAGUCGCACGUGUCCACGCGGGUCAUGGGAACUCUGGGGUACCUCGACCCUGACUACAUGGAAACAGGGCUGCUGCGCCAGAGUUCAGACGUGUACGCCUUUGGGGUGUUUCUGCUGGAGCUGAUCACGGGCAAGCGCGCGGUCUCAGACACGGGGCAGCCGCUCACCAGCUGGGUGUUCCCGCUGCUGGACCAGAAGAAGCCCGAGAUCGACCUGCUGAUUGACUCGGCGCUGGAGAGCAGCUUUGACCGCGACAGCGCGCUCAAGAUCGCCGUGAUUGCCAAGUUCUGCAUCGGGGAGGAGGAGCUGCGCCCCGAGAUGACCGCCGUCGCUGAGAGGCUCAAGAAGCUCGUCGCCUCGCUUCCAUCUAUUCGCUCACGCUCGCUCGACGAAUUCCAGGCGACGUUCGCAGGCCCGUCGCACGCCGUCGCAUCCAUGGCCAUGGACGACUUCCUGCGAUCCGUCUGGCUCGCCGAGGAGUCGCAAAUGCUCGCCGCCGCGCACGCCGCCGGUGGCGCGGAUCCGCGCGCGCGAGACAAGGCAGCGGGGCUGCUGCGCGCGCGCUCGCUGCGGCGGCAGAAGUCAGCCGCGGCGCUUCCGCGCGCGCUGACUGCGCGGACCGUGGAGGACGUGUGGAAGGAUAUUCAGGCGGAACUAGCGGGGGAGGGGGAAGCUGCGGAGGGGGGCGGAGCGUCGGCAGAAGGAGCGCGCGGAGGGGGGGAGGCGCAGCAGCAGCAAGCGCAGGGGCAGGGGCAGCAGCAGUAA